AUGAAGCUCAUCAACGUGCGUACCCUAGCCAUAGAAGCUUUCAAUGCCGGAGACGAAGUGCCGAGAUAUGCGAUCCUUUCCCAUACCUGGGGUAACGACGAAACCAGCUUCCAAGAAUGGACCGCCAAUCUCAAUAACCCCUCUCCCGAGUUUGUGGAGAAAGGCGGGUACUUGAAGAUCAUCAACGCCUGCUCCAAGACGCGCGACGACAGGGUACCCUAUCUCUGGGUCGACACCGUCUGCAUCGACAAGACGAGCAGCGCAGAGCUGUCCGAGGCCAUCAAUUCCAUGUUUGCGUGGUAUGAACGGGCCGCCGUCUGCAUAGUCUACCUGGCCGACGUCGAAUGGGAAGAUGGCCUCGUUGACAAGAUCCACGCCAACAAGCAUUCGACUUUUGGUUCUAGCCGGUGGUUCACUCGAGGUUGGACCUUGCAAGAGUUACUCGCGCCCCAAAAGGUCUUCUUCUUCACCAAGGAAUGGGCGGAAAUCGGGACAAAGGCCGAGUUGAUGUUCAAGAUCUCCAAAAUCACCGGCAUCGACGUGACGUAUCUGACUGACACGCGCAAGAUAUGGUCGGCUAGUAUCUCUGCGCGGAUGAGCUGGGUGUCGAAGCGACACACGACGCGGCUGGAAGACAUGGCGUAUUGCCUACUGGGCAUUUUCGAUAUCAACAUGCCUUUGCUCUAUGGGGAGGGGUCAAGAGCGUUUCUUCGUCUGCAGGAGGAAAUCAUCAAGUCCUCCGACGACCAUACGAUAUUCUGCUGGGCUUGGGAUCCGGAUAAGGUGCCCGACCAAUGGCAGAGUAUCCUAGCGCCGUCGCCUUCAGUCUUUUCAAGUUCAGCUUCGUUCGUCGCCUCCCACAGGAAUUUCGAAAGCACGCCGUACCAGGUCACCAACGUCGGCCUACGCAUAAGACUGCCCGUGGUGGCCGCCGCCAACUGCCUCUGCGCAAUGCUGUCAGUCAUAAGCACCGACGACGCGGACCCGGAGCACAAGCGAAUGAUGUGCUUGCCGCUAAUGGAGGAAGGCCGCAUCCAUCGACGGUGCCCGUUCCCCAGCCGCCCGUUUCCCGUCCACCGAAGCAUGGUUUGCGACACAAAGGAAAUGUAUCUCUUGUACAAGAUCUCGCGAAAUACAGAGGACCUUAUGCCGUGGCCGUACCGUCACCAGUUUGAGUAUGGUUUCUACAUAAGUAUACUCGACGAGUCAUUCUCAACGGAUAUGAACCGCCAACUCAUCACGUCCAUCGACUGCGUGGUGCCUCAGCACAUGCAGACACCGACAUCUCACAUCUCACGGCCGGUGUACAGCGCUGUUGGGUUCCGAUCUGCUCUGACGCAUGCUUUCGAGGGGUUGAUACUGAGGGUCGCCCACCAAGGCGUAAAGCACCAUGUCUUGCUGUCCGUUAGCAAGCGAGGGAGCACGCAUCAGUGGAACUGUGAGAUUCUUAACUCGCCAUAUAAGGAGUACGACGUGCCAGCGUGGAUCCGUGAGUUCAAGGACCCCAUGAGUGGCUUAGGAAGAGAGCCCACCUGUACCUUACACACAUCAGCUUCUAAAGGAGCGAAUUCCAAAAUACUCGUAGCCUUGGACCGAGAAGUCCGAGAUGAAGCAGGACGACACGUCAGGAUUGUUUAUCUCGUGCUCGCUAACACGGGAGGUAGCAGUCAACGCAUGGAAGACGUGUGGAGGAGGCUUCAGAACAGCUUUGGUAAUGAUGAUGGGCAAAGGUUGUUCUCAUAA
This is a messenger RNA of Colletotrichum truncatum, 1743 nucleotides long. Its product is annotated as het domain-containing protein. The record is from RefSeq and is a predicted model, not a curated record. Lineage: Eukaryota; Fungi; Ascomycota; Sordariomycetes; Glomerellales; Glomerellaceae.